ACUCUAAAAAUAGUGUAAACAAAUUCUUGUGGCUAUGAAGGUUGGUGAAGAAGAAAAUACAUUAUAAUAUCAAAUGUAGUCGUUGGUGCAAUCUAAGUAGAUCAACAAGUCCACCUUGCCAGUUGUCGGGACGACCUUUCAGGUGCAAUCGCGGGGUUCAUUGUGUUUAGAGCACUUUCUAUGACGUUGGCUUGAGGUACAAAUAUAUCCUUAACCCUAAGUGGUCGACCUCUCCAUGGUGCGGUUGGCCAGUUUCUAUCUAAACCAUAGCUAGGAAACCGGAUCGUACCGGCCGGUUCAACCGGUUUAACCGGAAAUUGGACCAAAAGCGAUACGGUAGGCUGAUUGUGCUGAUUUUACCGUACCGGCCAGUUUUUUCGGUUUGACCGGUACAAAAAGAAAAACCGCCCGGUUUUGGUUUAACCGGCGGUAGCCUUAUUGAAAGAAUACGUCCCCGUUUUAAGCACUAAAAUUAAAAAAAAAAUUCGGCAUUCAACAGCGCAAAAACACAAAACCCUAAUCCAAAAUGUAUUUUCCUUCUUCCCGUGUUCCCCAUCCCCGCCGCUCCUCUUCUCCACUCCCUCUGGUGACUGGCGGCCCGCGAUCGGCGAGAGGAAAGAAGCAACCCGCGACCGCGAAAGGUCGAGCCGAUCCCCGCUCCGCUCCUCCGCCGUUCCUCUUCUCUUCUUAUUUGGCGACCCACGACCGGCGAGUCGAGUCGUCCCUGCUCCGCUCCGACCCACGACCGGCGACCCACGACGUCCUACCGAAGAAAGGAGAAGUCUCGUAGCCGCUGAAUGUUGAAACCAAUUUUGAUCUCUCUCUUGGGCGGAUCUGAGGGAGUAGCUACCGUGGGAGAGACUAGUUGUAUCGAUUGAUGCAAUUCUCCUUCUUUUUCUUCUUCACGAUCGAUUCUCUCACUCGGGAAUUGAAAGCAGAGAACAAGAAAAGAACAAGGGAGGAGAAAUAUACAAACGUUGAUGUGUAUCGUCAACCACCGAUUGGAAACAGAGGAAGAUGGGUGGUCGUUGUUUAGAGAGAGAUGGAUAGAGAUAAGUGGUGCAGUGAUGUGGGAGAGCUAUUUGCGUAUAAAAAUAAAGAUAAUUA
Molecule: messenger RNA, 1107 nt
Organism: Linum trigynum
Lineage: Eukaryota; Viridiplantae; Streptophyta; Magnoliopsida; Malpighiales; Linaceae
Source: the annotation of a GenBank genome assembly